CGGGGCAUGCCGAGGCACUUGCAGUGGUGGCGCCGAUCCAUAGCGGCUCGAAGCUGUGAUGCCCUGGUUCCAUCGUCUGGAGUUUUAGUAGGUAUCGUUUGUCCCCGGCAACAUCGGGCAUACAAUACUCUCUGUCUAUAUUUAAUAAAAAUAUCUUCACUUGCUCCUCAUUGUUGCAGCUAGCCCCAAGACAUUGCUUAAAAUGACGAGCCCAAGAUGGGUUCUCAAGCUCGUCUCCAGAGCCGCUAUCGUUGGCGUAGUCUUCAUUGCUAUUCUCUAUCAAUUUGUUUUCAAAUCCAUCAUAUUUGACGCUCUUGGGUAUGGUCGCAAAGUCCAGUCUAUUAAGGACUUCAAUAACCUCCACUGCGAGAAGAUCGAUGAGCUGGGUCUGGAAGGAUGCGAGGAUAUGUGGCUGCAUGAGAAGACGGGAUAUCUCUAUAUGGCGUGUUCAGACUCUCAAAGUCGAGUAGACUGGCUUCCAGCUGUUGGCCAUCUCAAUGCAACCGGACGAGGCUUGACAGAUCGCAUCGCUGUCCUUGACACCAGAGGACCAGGUCGUCUAGCAUCUCGCAUCAAAUGGCUCUCUAUUGAGAACUUCUCUGGCAUCAACGGCGAUGCGACCCUGAACCUUCACGGCUUUGAUAUCCGAGGCGACAAGCACACAGAUAUUCUGCGCAUUCUCCUCGUCAAUCAUCGUCCUCCGUUCGACCCAGUCACCGGCGCACCUCUCGAUGCUUCAAAGGUCGGAGCCAAUUCAACGAUUGAGCAAUUCCAAACCAAAGCUGGCACAGACAAAAUGCGUCACGUGCGAACUUUUGUGAAUGAGCACAUCCAGACGCCCAAUCGUGUUGCUUGGAUGAGUGAGGAUACUUUUGUCUUUACCAAUUCCCACAGUGGGAAGGUUGGAUUUGUAAGUUUCCCUGAACCCAAUCCGAGACCUUGCUCAAUUAUUUCGCAGCGCCAAUUAUUAGACCCUUUCAUUGGCGGUGGCACAGUGGGAUACUGCCAUCGCAAUCGGUGCAAGAUAGCUUCAUCAGGAUUCAACUUCAAAUUCCCAAAUGGUCUCGUCCGAGGCCACGAAGGUCUCAUCUACGUACCCACCACUAUCGAAGGCUCCAUCUCUGUCUUCACACUCACAGCCGACCACAACCUCGAACAAGUAAAUAAGAUCCAAACCGGCCUUCCACUAGAUAACCUCUCCGUCGACAAAAACGGCGAUAUCUUUGCAGCAGCCAUCCCCCAGGUAUACAAAUGGGGAUGGAGCUCGAAGAAGCCAUUCGACGUGAACCCGCCGAGCACAGUGCUCAAGAUAACAAGGGUGAAGAAGCCUGGGCAGGGUUCUGGGAGGAAGAGUCUGUUUUCGCAUGAGCUUGAUUAUGAGGUUGAGAAAGUAAUGGAGGAUGAUGGGAGUGUGUUGCCUGGGUCGACCAUUGCGGUACAUGAUGUCGAGACGGGGAGAUACUUUUUGGGAGGUGCCAUGUCGCCAUUCAUCACCAUCUGUGAGCCGAGGAAGUGAUGGGAGGCUGUUUGUAUUUUCGGCCUAUGAUCAGCCAAUUACUAUCUACGCACAUUGAUUUCGCAGCAAAGUGAUGAACUUUUUUCGCAGCAUCGGUUAUUUCAUCCAGGGCCUCAGCCCUGAAACUUGAUUCUAGGAUGUUGAACCAGGGUCUCCGGGCCAAGUUUAGGCUCUACCCGCCUGACAGCGCCAGUCUUGGGUCUGCUCUGGCUUUCGCAGUUUCUCUCCUGCAUCAAUUCUCAGAACAUCGUGCAGUGACAUAGUCUAUACGUGGACUUUUCUUUUCAUCGCUUGUCUACAACCAAUUACGCAUCAAGAUUUCGAAAUCAAGCUCAAUUCUGUUCGAUCUAAUUCCCGAAAUAUAAUUCCACCUUGAAUCUUGAACUUUGAUCUCGAAUAAAGUUACGUCGCUGGAGUGUUCGUGUCAAAUUAAUAUCUCACGCACAAGUUUGGGGUAUCAGCUGUAUGUAAUGGAGGGGAUUUGUUGGUGCUGUUUACAAUUGGAACAAUAUAUUGCGUGUUGACAUUCUUGGGGCUGUGGUUGAUGUGGAGGGAGACCACUGUCGAAGUACAGCAUUUCUCAUCAAGAGAAGGAAUGGAAU
Messenger RNA from Cadophora gregata, 2118 nucleotides. RefSeq lists its product as uncharacterized. The record is from RefSeq and is a predicted model, not a curated record. Bases 203 to 1516 code for a protein of 437 amino acids. The transcript is spliced from 2 exons. NCBI's taxonomy places the organism in Eukaryota, Fungi, Ascomycota, Leotiomycetes, Helotiales, Ploettnerulaceae.